AUGAAGGCGCUGCUACAUCGAGCACAUCUGCACCGCUGGGACGCACUGAAGAAAUCGUUCGACAGUAUUUUCGUCUGGCGCUACCAUGAAGAAGAUCCAGAUGCCCAAACGUACGUCGUACGUUAUCUGGCCAUCGCGGAGCUGCUGAACGAGGGGACUGUGGUACGCCCGCAAGGGGAUUUCCAGAUUCGACCAUACGCCGACCUACUUUAG
Messenger RNA from Phytophthora infestans T30-4, 213 nucleotides. RefSeq lists its product as uncharacterized. The transcript is spliced from 3 exons. The coding region runs from base 1 to 213 and encodes 70 amino acids. The record is from RefSeq and is a predicted model, not a curated record. Lineage: Eukaryota; Oomycota; Peronosporomycetes; Peronosporales; Peronosporaceae.